Sitophilus oryzae (rice weevil) is the source of this 1640-nucleotide messenger RNA. Its product is annotated as ATP-dependent (S)-NAD(P)H-hydrate dehydratase. The record is from RefSeq and is a predicted model, not a curated record. The transcript is spliced from 5 exons. NCBI's taxonomy places the organism in Eukaryota, Metazoa, Arthropoda, Insecta, Coleoptera, Curculionidae. The coding region runs from base 173 to 1519 and encodes 448 amino acids. Gene Ontology annotation, biological process: metabolite repair. Gene Ontology annotation, molecular function: ATP-dependent NAD(P)H-hydrate dehydratase activity.
UAAACCUAAACAUUGCUACGCAACUCGGUUAAACUGUGCUCAAUGAAUGGCCUUUUUUUCUGUAUCCGUUCUUUAAUAGAAUGCAAACGGACAAAAAUAAAUUUUAGUUACGUGAAACACUAAAUUGACAGUGACCCAAAUCCGCGAUUUUCUAAUUUUCGCGUUUUUUCUUAUGGCGGGUGUAAGAAAUUCGGAAGAAAUAGACAUAAACGGUGCUAGUGAUGAUGUAUUUUCUCCAAAACCACCAGAAUCAACCGAAGAAUGUCAGGAAUCUUGUACUUUCGAAGCGCCAGAUGACUCUGAGGUGCAAGAAAGAAAAUUGGCGGGAGAAACACAAUUACCAAGCACCAAUGACACAGCUCAAAAUGAAAUUAAUGAGGAAUUAGAUGAUUCGAAGGAAUAUAAUACGGAGGAAUUUGAAAAUGCGGAAAUGCUGGCAAAAAAUCCUGAUGACGAUGAAGAUCUUUAUAUGUACGAAGAAAACGCGAAUUAUGAAGAAGAAGUACAACAAGUAGAACAUGAAGAAUGCGAUGAUAAUCGUGAGGAUAGAAGCAGGACGUCGAAUGCUUCACAACUGGCGAGGAACUUGAAGAAACGAAGCAUUAAAUGGAAUUCGCAUUUAAGAAGUAUGUCUGUCCAAGUAUCCGAUAGCAGUUUAAUAGAAAAAGCCAAAACCCUAGCACCACUAUUCAGUUCAGGAAAACACAAAGGUCAGGCUGGAAGGAUUGGAGUCUUUGGUGGAAGCAUAGAGUUUACAGGAGCCCCAUAUUUUUCCUCAAUUACAGCUUUAAAAGUCGGUGCUGAUUUAAGUUAUGUGUUCACAAUUAAAGAUGCUGCUGUAGUUAUCAAAUCUUAUAGUCCUGAGUUGAUGGUUUUACCAUUUUUAGAUGACCCUGAUGCUAUAAAUAAAAUUAAACCAUGGUUAGAUAGGCUUCAUGUUGCACUUUUAGGGCCAGGUAUGGGUCGUGCUGACAGUACAAAACAAACUUUUGAGGCAAUUAUAUGUUUAUGUCGGUCGAAAAACAAGCCACUUAUUAUUGAUGCCGAUGGUCUGUUUUUUGUUGCCCAAAAUCCAGAUAUCUUAAAAGAUUAUCCAGCUCCAGUGAUUUUAACUCCUAACAAAGCAGAAUUUGCUAGAAUUGUGGGCGAUUCUAAUCUGGAAGGACCUAAAGUUGAGAGAGCCAAACCGUUUUUAGAGAAAACUGGUCCUAGCGUGACUAUUUUCUGUAAAGAUGCCGAAGAUGAAAUAAUAACCUUAGGAAAUACAAUUAAAUUGACAGGUGGUGGAUCUGGUCGCAGAUGUGGAGGCCAGGGUGAUAUGUUAGGGGGAGCAAUGUCCACAUUCCUUACAUGGGCUCUAGAGAAAAAUUUGCCUCCUGCCGUAGCUUGCUUUGCCGCUAGCAAACUGACGAGAGACUGCAAUGCUCAGGGAUUUGUUAAACACGGUCGUAGUCUUGUGGUCACUGAUAUGAUCCAAGAAAUUCACAGUGUAUUUCAAGAGAAUUUUGAACUGAAAUAACAAGAAAAGAUUUUUAUACAAAUAAGCUUUACAUGGUUGAUGUGUGGUUAUGUAUAUAUUUUAGUAAUUAUAAUAUAAACAUUUAACAUAAAUUUAUUGAUUAUAUGUAUAGUCACUUAUA